AUGAAGCUUUGCGAGAUGAUUCUCGUAAAAGAUGCCGCUUACCACUGCAUUGGUGAAAUUGGCAAAUAUGGCAAUGUACAGUUCAAUGACGUAAGUUCAGACCCCUAUUUUGAAAAUACUCAUGAAUUAAAUUAUGACUUUUGCAAUUUCUUACCAUACCAGAUUGUCUUUUCGGAUCCAGAAAUCGAUUCAUAA
Strongylus vulgaris is the source of this 195-nucleotide messenger RNA. The record is from the annotation of a GenBank genome assembly. Lineage: Eukaryota; Metazoa; Nematoda; Chromadorea; Rhabditida; Strongylidae.